Prosopis cineraria is the source of this 883-nucleotide messenger RNA. RefSeq names its product 36.4 kDa proline-rich protein-like. The record is from RefSeq and is a predicted model, not a curated record. The transcript is spliced from 2 exons. Lineage: Eukaryota; Viridiplantae; Streptophyta; Magnoliopsida; Fabales; Fabaceae. Bases 133 to 576 code for a protein of 147 amino acids.
ACACGACACCUCCUUCACUCAAACCUAUAUGCAAACUUCUUCCCGAGACCGUCUUCACUCAAACCUCUCCAGCUUCCAGUCACGGAGACAGAGAGAGUUAGAGAGAGAAACUAAAAAAUCCUAAUAAAGAAGAUGAUGAUCUCCUCCAAGAUUUAUGCUUCCCUCAUCAUAUGCUUGCUCUUCAUCUCCUCCUCUGCAACUCCUUCUCUUGGCUGCACCCACUGCAGCAGAAGCAAGCCCCCAAAGAGGCAUCAGAAGCCGCCCAAGCUCCCACCCAGGACUCUCCCGCUGCCGCCGCCGGCGCAUCCGGCUGAGGCGACGUGCCCGGUGGACACGGUAAAGCUCGGGGCGUGCGUGGAUCUGCUGGGAGGGCUGGUCCACAUAGGGAUAGGAAACCCAGUGAUGAACCAGUGCUGUCCCGUGCUUGCAGGGCUCGUCGACCUUGAAGCCGCCGUGUGUCUGUGUACGACAUUGAAGCUGAAGCUUCUGAAUCUCGACAUUUAUGUGCCUCUCGCUCUUCAACUUCUCAUCACCUGCGGCAAGAUUCCUCCUCCUGGUUACACUUGUUCGCUCUGAUACCCCACACUCGAUCUCCACCUUAAAGGACGCCGUCUGGUAGCUAUGCCUCCAUUGUCUCUUAUGGAGUAUCCACAGAAUCGGCAUGAAACGACGUCGCUCACUCUCACUUCUCUCUCUCCCCCCACUAUUAUAUUGGAAUGGGAUUGCUGAUAUUAGGCUAUUAUUAUUAAUCAUUUAAUUAAAUUUUGUAAACAUUUUGUUUUCAAGUCGUGUGUUAAUCCUAUAUAUGUUUCUAAACUCUAAAAAAAUUGUCAUAUUGUUUGAGUCAUAAAUUAUAGAAAUGGCUAGAGUUUAUACAGUUAUA